UUACAGAUAUUCGAAACAAGUGGAUCGCUAGUGAUGUUUAGCCCGGUGCUUUUGCGUUUGGAAAAGUUUAAAAAGCAUCGUUAGUCAUGAGUUUAGACACUCUCGAUACCAAUUCCGGCAGCCCAUACUCCCAUGGAAAGCACUGGCGUCGACUGGAACAGUUCCCUGGUGAGCUGCAGGGUCGCCUGGCUCGACCGUUAAGCAUCGUAAACUACAAUCGGCAGGAGUCGUUCGACGUAUUCAAUGCACCCGGCAGUCCCUAUCACAUCCGCAAGCCCAUUCCAGCAUUAGAGAAAAGUAGACUGUGGGUAGAACAUCAACGAAAACAUCAACAACGCCAGCAUGACGAUGACGAAUGGAAGAGCAGCCAAGAGUCUGGAUUGAAUUUGAACCGAGGCGGACUCAGUGACGACGAUGACGAUGAUAAUCGCCAUGGAAGAAGUCAAAAACGAGUGCGGCAACAUCAUGGUUCUAAUCAAAGCGUCAACGAGAGCCGCCUUUAUGAAGACCCGGAAGAUCGCAUCCACCAUCAUCAGCUCCAGCAGCAGGAGCAAUCGAAUUUUCCCAUCAUUCUACAGAGUGUUCGAAGGAUGAAACAUUUGCGCCAGAGGCUCCGGCGGUUUCCCGAACAUCACGGAACACGUGCCAUCCGAUCGUCACGCGUUAUCAACAAAGCUGGCGAAAGAAAUGUGCAGUUCCUAAAUCUGCCGCAAAAGUCGGUUCGGUUCGUGAAGGACCUGGUCACAACGUUGGUGGAGGAACAGUGGCGCUACACGCUGACCGCCUUCACGUUGAGCUUCUUCGGUAGUUGGAUUCUGUUCGCCAUCCUCUGGUAUCUGGUAGCGUACGCGCACGGUGACCUAGACUUUGACCCAGAGACCGGGGAACGGCUUGGUGAUGGUGCGCAACCCUGUGUCGACGGGGCAACAACAUUCGCUGGAUUUUUGCUGUUCAGCAUUGAAACCCAGGUAUCUACCGGAUAUGGUGCCAAAGUUCCCACGGAAGAAUGCGCCGAAGCAUUAUUUCUGUUGAUAGUACAAAUUAUAGUUGGCUUGGUGAUAGACGCCUCCAUGGUGGGUAUUGUUUAUGCCAAGAUGGUCCGGCCACCGAAAAAGAUCUCAGAUAUGAAAUUUAGCAAGAAGGCUGUCAUAUGUCAACGGGAUGGCAAGUUAUGCUUCGUUUUUCGAUUGUGCGACGUACAGCAGCAACAUGGCAUCGAAACCAAAGUUAAAGCAGUCAUGCUGGAGCAACGCCGAUCACUGGAAGGAGAGGUGAUCGAAAAGAACGAAUCCUACAUGAACCUGGAAAAUGACGGUCGCAUACUGCUCAUGUGGCCGGUAACGAUUUGUCACCUUAUAGACCACGAGAGUCCACUGUUCGACGUCUCGGCAAAAGAUCUGCUGGAAAAAAAGUUUGAAAUUAUCAUAACACUUACCGGUGGCACAAAGACAACCGGACAGGUUACGGAAGCGAGAACUUCGUACCUGCCCGGAGAGAUCUGGUGGGGCCAUCGGUUUCAGAAUAUUAUUCUGUACGAUAGAGCCCACGAGCAUUACGUGGCGCACAAUGAGCAUGUGGAUGCGAUCGAACAGGUGGAUACUCCGCUGUGCAGUGCUCGAAGGCUGGAGGAGGUGUUCCAAGAGGUGACACAAUUUAUGGAGCAUGAUCGUGAGAGAGAAUUCGAUGGGGUCGAGAGCAAGUCCGAACAGGCCGGACAGCAAGAUGAGGACAGCGAUUCUGAUGGGGGCCUUCAAAUGGAACAGCUGAAGGAAUCUUGCCAGUUGCCCAAGGAUGAAAACAACUCGAAUCAACCAAAGCGUGUAGAAAUUCCGGUUAAAAAUUAAAUAUAAUAAUGAAGUUUCUCAUAUUUGCUAUAUAAUAAUAAAUAGUAUUUAACUUAAAA
Messenger RNA from Ochlerotatus camptorhynchus, 1903 nucleotides. Its product is annotated as ATP-sensitive inward rectifier potassium channel 12-like. NCBI's taxonomy places the organism in Eukaryota, Metazoa, Arthropoda, Insecta, Diptera, Culicidae. The record is from RefSeq and is a predicted model, not a curated record. Gene Ontology annotation, cellular component: plasma membrane. Gene Ontology annotation, biological process: potassium ion import across plasma membrane; regulation of monoatomic ion transmembrane transport. Bases 87 to 1844 code for a protein of 585 amino acids. Gene Ontology annotation, molecular function: inward rectifier potassium channel activity. The transcript has 6 exons.